Molecule: messenger RNA, 12313 nt
Organism: Lineus longissimus
Lineage: Eukaryota; Metazoa; Nemertea; Pilidiophora; Heteronemertea; Lineidae
Exons: 3
Coding region: 879-9218 (2779 amino acids)
Molecular function (GO): protein binding
Source: RefSeq, a predicted model, not a curated record
UGAUAAAGCUAUGAUAUGAAAGCCUGCCCCAAAUACAUAAAAAAACCACUAGCCCAUUGCUUGCAAUGAGAAGCCCCGAAGUAUUGCAUGAUAAUAUCUAAGUUCUAAUCCAAAUGAUAGUAUUUUGAGGUGUUGUUUUGAAACGUCAUCAAAUCGACAGGGAUUUUCAGUCUCGCACUAGGACAGGGAUGACACAUUCGUUUCAAAGUUUAAACAAGUUGCAUCAUAUUUGCCGAAUUUCUCAUGACAAUUUUAUAUUUUGCUAUCGCAAUAAUUGGAAAUAAGACCAAGUCGUAACUACGUUGUUUCACUGGACUAAAUCUUUAUGGAACUAGUUUGGUCAAUAACGUUUCGAGUCGCGAAACGAAAAUUCGUGUGGAUGUAGGUAACUUUAGCUAUUAGAGGAUAAGGUAACUUGUAUAUUGUUUCAUUCAAGGGCGCAGAGACAGUUCGUGACCGUAUUUCAUAUUCAACGGAACUUUCUGAAUGUACGAGUUUCGACCUCAUCAGCAUUUUGAUAAUGCAUUUUGAUGUUGAUGUUGUGUAUGCGAAUAAGAUCUAUGCGGACGAUCCAGCCGACGGAAAGACAAACCUUUGAAUCUGAUAUUUGUGCGGUUAAUGUGUCUACAAUUCCACCGUCCAGAUCGAAUCCAAGAACCUAAGACUUCCUCCUCAUACAGCUGCUGUCACUGGAACGAUACUGAUUACCACGAGCACGAGGACUCAAAUAGAAUCUGAAGCUCCCAAGAACAGUCCACGAUGCCAGCCACACGGCGCCAACUUGCUCUGUUCGAUGCAGCAGCAUUCGGUUAUUUUUGGCUAAUCAGAUUCCUCCUGUCAUUCUGUGAACUGGAGUACAUAUAAAGUGCAAAAAUUACAUGGAUCACCUAAUCAUCAUCGCCUCGAUUAUAGGAGACAAAAAUCUUGUGGCUCAAUUGAUUACAGCCGGGGCGAAUAUAGAAUGUAAAGACAAUGACGGGAAUACUCCAAUCAUCAUCGCCUCGAUUAAAGGACACCAAGAGGUGGUGGACCUAUUGAUUAAAGCGGGGGCGGAUAUAGAAUGUAAAAACAAUGGCGGGAAUACUCCAAUCAUCAUCGCCUCGAUAAAUGGACACAAAGAGGUGGUGGAUCUAUUGAUUAAAGCGGGGGCGAAUAUAGAAUUUAAAGACACUGGCGGGAAUACUCCAAUCAUCUUUGCCUCGAUUAAAGGACACCAAGAGGUGGUGGAUAUAUUGAUUAAAGCGGGGGCGAAUAUAGAAUGUAAACGCAAUGGCGGGAAUACUCCAAUCAUCAUCGCCUCGAUUAAAGGACACAAAGAGCUGGUGGAUCUAUUGAUUAAAGCGGGGGCGAAUAUAGAACAUGCCAACGGUGAGGGAAGAACUCCUAUAGGGUGUGUUUCGAUUGAAGGACACAAAGAGGUGGCGGAUCUAUUGAUUAAAGCGGGGGCGAAUAUAGAAUGUAAAGGCAAUGGCGGGAAUACUCCAAUCAUCAUCGCCUCGAUAAAAGGACACCAUGAGGUGGUGGAUCUAUUGAUUAAAGCGGGGGCGGAUAUAGAAUGUAAAGGCAAUUGCGGGAAUACUCCAAUCAUCAUCGCCUCGAUUAAUGGACACCAAGAGGUGGUGGAUCUAUUGAUUAAAGCGGGGGCGAAUAUAGAAUGUAAAGACAAUGGCGGGAAUACUUCAAUCAUCAUCGCCUCGAUUAAAGGACACAAAGAGGUGGUUGAUCUAUUGAUUAAAGCGGGGGCCGAUAUAGAAUGUAAAGACAAUGACGGGAAUACUCAAAUCAUCAUCGCCUCGACGAAUGGACACCAAGAGGUGGUGGAUCUAUUGAUAAAAGCGGGGGCGAAUAUAGAAUGUAAAGGCAAUGGCGGGAAUACUCCAAUCAUCAUCGCCUCGAUUAAAGGACACAAAGAGGUGGUGGAUCUAUUGAUUAAAGCGGGGGCGAAUAUAGAACAUGCCAACGAUGAGGGAAGAACUCCUAUAGGGUGUGUUUCUAUUCAAGGACACAAAGAGGUGGUGGAUCUAUUGAUUAAAGCGGGGGCGAAUAUAGAAUGCAAAGACAAUGGCGGGAAAACUCCAAUCAUCAUCGCCUCGAUUAAAGGACACAAAGAGGUGGUGGAUCUAUUGAUUAAAGCGGGGGCGAAUAUAGAAUGUAAAGACAAUCUCGGGAAUACUCCAAUCAUCAUCGCCUCGAUUAAUGGAUACCAAGAGGUGGUGGAUCUAUUAAUUAAAGCGGGGUCGAAUAUAGAAUGUAAAGACAAUGGCGGGAAUACUCCAAUCAUCAUCGCCUCGAUUCAAGGACAACAAGAGGUGGUGGAUAUAUUGAUUAAAGCGGGGGCGAAAAUAGAAUGUAAAGACAAAGGCGGGAAUACUCCAAUCAUCAUCGCCUUGAUUAAUGGAUACCAAGAGGUGGUGGAUCUAUUGAUUAAAGCGGGGGCGAAUAUAGAACAUGCCAACGAUAAGGGAAGAACUCCUAUAGGAUGCGUUUCUAUUGAAGGACACAAAGAGGUGGUGGAUCUAUUGAUUAAAGCGGGGGCGAAUAUAGAAUGUAAAGACAAUGGCGGGAAUACUCCAAUCAUCAUCGCCUCGAUUCAAGGACACAAAGAGGUGUUGGAUCUAUUGAUUAAAGCGGGGGCGGAUAUAGAAUGUAAAGACAAUGGCGGGAAUACUCCAAUCAUCAUCGCCUCAACUAAUGGACACCAAGAGGUUGUGGAUCUAUUGAUUAAAGCGGGGGCGAAUAUAGAUUGUAAAGACAAUUGCGGGAAUACUCCAAUCAUCAUCGCCUCGACUAAUGGACACCAAGAGGUGGUGGAUCUAUUGAUUAAAGCGGGGGCGAAUAUAGAACAUGCCAACGAUGAGGGAAGAACUCCUAUAUUGUGUGUUUCUAUUGAAGGACACAAAGAGGUGGUGGAUCUAUUGAUUAAAGCGGGGGCGAAUAUAGAAUGUAAAGACAAUGGCGGGAAUACUCCAAUCAUCUUUGCCUCAACUAAAAGACACCAAGAGGUGGUGGAUCUAUUGAUUAAAGCGGGGGCGAAUACAGAAUGUAAAGACAAUGGCGGGAAUACUCCAAUCGUCAUCGCCUCGAUUACAGGACAAAAAGAGGUGGUGGAUCUAUUGAUUAAAUCGGGGGCGAACAUAGAAUGUAAAGACAGUAGCGGGAAUACUCCAAUCAUCAUCGCCUCGAUUAAAGGACACCAAGAGGUGGUGGAUCUAUUGAUUAAAGCGGGGGCGAAUAUAGAACAUGCCAACGAUGAGGGAAGAACCCCUAUAGGGUGUGUUUCGAUUAAAGGACACAAAGAGGUGGUGGAUCUAUUGAUUAAAAAGGGGGCGGAUAUAGAAUGUAAAGACAAUGGCGGGAAUACUCCAAUCAUCAUCGCCUCGAUUCAAGGACACAAAGAGGUGUUGGAUCUAUUGAUUAAAGCGGGGGCGGAUAUAGAAUGUAAAGACAAUGGCGGGAAUACUCCAAUCAUCAUCGCCUCAACUAAUGGACACCAAGAGGUUGUGGAUCUAUUGAUUAAAGCGGGGGCGAAUAUAGAUUGUAAAGACAAUUGCGGGAAUACUCCAAUCAUCAUCGCCUCGACUAAUGGACACCAAGAGGUGGUGGAUCUAUUGAUUAAAGCGGGGGCGAAUAUAGAACAUGCCAACGAUGAGGGAAGAACUCCUAUAUUGUGUGUUUCUAUUGAAGGACACAAAGAGGUGGUGGAUCUAUUGAUUAAAAAGGGGGCGGAUAUAGAAUGUAAAGACAAUCUCGGGAAUACUCCAAUCAUCUUCGCCUCGACUAAUGGACACCAAGAGGUGGUGGAUCUAUUGAUUAAAGCGGGGGCGAAUAUAGAAUGUAAACACAAUCUCGGGGAUACUCCAAUCAUCAUCGCCUCGAUCAAAGGACACAAAGAGGUGGUGGAUCUAUUGAUUAAAGCGGGGGCGAAUAUAGAAUGUAAAGACAAUUACGGGAAUACUCCAAUCAUCGUCCCCUCGAUUAAAGGACACCAAGAGGUGGUGGAUCUAUUGAUUAAAGCAGGGGCGGAUAUAGAAUGUAAAAACAAUGGCGGGAAUACUCCAAUCAUCUUCGCCUCGACUAAUGGUCACCAAGAGGUGGUGGAUCUAUUGAUUAAAGCGGGGGCGAAUAUAGAAUGUAAAGACAAUCUCGGGGAUACUCCAAUCAUCAUCGCCUCGAUCAAAGGACACAAAGAGGUGGUGGAUCUAUUAAUUAAAGCCGGGGCGGAUAUAGAAUGUAAAGACAAUGGCGAGAAUACUCCAAUCAUCAUCGCCUCGAUUCAAGGACAAAAAGAGGUCGUGGAUCUAUUGAUUAAAGCGGGGGCGAAUAUAGAAUGUAAAGACAAUGGCGGGAACACUCCAAUCAUCAUCGCCUCGAUUAAUGGACACCAAGAGGUGGUGGAUCUAUUAAUUAAAGCGGGGGCUAAUAUAGAAUGUAAAAACAAUGGCGGGAAUACUCCAAUCAUCAUCGCCUCGAUUAAGGGACAAAAAGAGGUGGUGGAUCUAUUGAUUAAAGCGGAGGCGAAUAUAGAAUGUAAAGACAAUUACAGGAAUACUCCAAUCAUCAUCGCCUCGAUUAAUGGACACCAAGAGGUUGUGGACCUAUUGAUUAAAGCGGGGGCGGAUAUAGAAUGUAAAAACAAUGGCGGGAAUACUCCAAUCAUCAUCGCCUCGAUAAAUGGACACAAAGAGGUGGUGGAUCUAUUGAUUAAAGCGGGGGCGAAUAUAGAACGUAAAGACAAUAGCGGGAAUACUCCAAUCAUCAUCGCCUCGACUAAUGGACACAAAGACAUGGUCGAUCUAUUAAUUAAAGCGGGGGCGAAUAUAGAAUGUAAAGACAAUGGCGGGAAUACUCCAAUCAUCAUCGCCUCGAUUAAAGGACAAAAAGAGGUGGUAGAUCUAUUGAUUAAAGCGAGGGCGAAUAUAGAAUGUAAAGGCAAUGGCGGUAAUACUCCAAUCAUCAUCGCCUCGAUUAAUGGACACCAAGAGGUGGUGGAUCUAUUGAUUGAAGCAGGGGCGAAUAUAGAACAUGCCGACGAUGAGGGAAUAACUCCAAUAGUGUGUGUUUCUAUUGAAGGACACAAAGAAGUGGUGGAUAUAUUGAUUAAAGCAGGGGCGAAUAUAGAAUGUAAAGACAAUGGCGGGAAAACUCCAAUCAUCAUCGCCUCGAUUAAAGGACACAAAGAGGUGGUGGAUCUAUUGAUUAAAGCGGGGGCGAAUAUAGAAUGUAAAGACAAUGGCGGGAAUACUCCAAUCAUCAUCGCCUCGAUUAAAGGACACAAAGAGGUGGUGGAUCUAUUGAUUAAAGCGGGGGCGAAUAUAGAAUGUAAAGACAAUGGCGGGAAUACUCCAAUCAUCAUCGCCUCGAUUAAAGGACACAAAGAGGUGGUGGAUCUAUUGAUUAAAGCGGGGGCGGAUAUGGAAUGUAAAGGCAAUCUCGGGAAUACUCCAAUCAUCAUCGCCUUGAUUAAAGGACACCAGGAGGUGGUGGAUCUAUUGAUUAAAGCGGGGGCGAAUAUAGAACAUGCCAACGAUGAGGGAAGAACUCCUAUAGGGUGUGUUUCUAUUGAAGGACACAAAGAGGUGGUGGAUCUAUUGAUUAAAGCGGGGGCGAAUAUAGAAUGUAAAGACAAUGGCGGGAAUACUCCAAUCAUCAUCGCCUCUAUUAAAGAUCACCAAGAGGUGGUGGAUCUAUUAAUUAAAGCGGGGGCGAAUAUAGAACAUGCCAACGAUGAGGGAAGAACUCCUAUAGGAUGCGUUUCUAUUGAAGGACACAAAGAGGUGGUGGAUCUAUUGAUUAAAGCGGGGGCGAAUAUAGAAUGUAAAGACAAUGGCGGGAAUACUCCAAUCAUCAUCGCCUCAAUUAAAGGUCACAAAGAGGUGGUGGAUCUAUUGAUUAAAGCGGGGGCGAAUAUAGAAUGUAAAGACAAUGGCGGGAAUACUCCAAUCAUCUUUGCCUCGGCUAAUAGACACCAAGAGGUGGUGGAUCUAUUGAUUAAAGCAGGGGCGAAUAUAGAAUGUAAAGACGAUGGCGGGAAUACUCCAAUCAUCAUCGCCUCGAUUAAAGGACACAAAGAGGUGGUUGAUCUAUUGAUUAAAGCGGGGGCGGAUAUAGAAUGUAAAGACAAAGGCGGGAAUAAUCCAAUCAUCAUCGCCUCGAUUCAAGGACACCAAGAGGUGGUGGAUAUAUUGAUUAAAGCGGGGGCGAUUAUAGAAUGUAAAGACAAAGGCUGGAAUACUCCUAUCAUCAUCGCCUCGCUUAAUGGACACAAAGAGGUGGUGGAUCUACUGAUUAAAGCGGGGGCGAAUAUAGAAUGUAAAGACAAUGGCGGGAAUACUCCAAUUAUCAUCAACUCGAUUAAAGGACAAAAAGAGGUGGUGGAUCUAUUGAUUAAAGCGGGGGCGAAUAUAGAAUGUAAACACAUCGGCGGGAAUACUCCAAUCAUCGUCGCCUCGACUAAUGGACACCAAGAGGUGGUGGAUCUAUUGAUUAAAGCGGGGGCGAAUAUAGAAUGUAAAGACAAUGGCGGGAAUACUCCAAUCAUCAUCGCCUCGAUUAAUGGACACCAAGAGAUGGUGGAUCUAUUGAUUAAAGCGGGGGCGGAUAUAGAAUGUAAAGACAAUAGCGGGAUGACUCCAAUCAACGUCGCCUCGUUUAAUGGACACCAAGAUGUGGUGGAUCUAUUGAUUAAAGCGGGGGCGGAUAUAGAAUGUAAAGACAAUGGCGGGUAUUUUCCAAUCAUCAUUGCCUCGGUUAAAGGACACCAAGAGGUGGUGGAUCUAUUGAUUAAAGCGGGGGCGAAUAUAGAACGUGAAGACAAUGGCGGGUAUAUUCCAAUCAUCACCGCCUCGACUAAUGGACACCAUGAGGUGGUGGAUCUAUUAAUUAAAGCGGGGGCGAAUAUAGAAUGUAAAGACAAUGACGGGAAUACUCCAAUCAUCAUCGCCUUGACUAGUGGACACCAAGAGGUGGUGAAGCUAUUGAUUAAAGCGGGGGCGAAUAUAGAAUGUAAAGACAAUGGCGGGAAUACUCCAAUCAUCAUCGCCUCGACUGAAGGACACAAAGAGGUGGUGGAUCUAUUAGUUAAAGCGGAUGCAAUUAUUGAAGUCAGUAACUAUGAAAACGACACUCCGAUAGUUUGCGCAGCUAGUAGGGGUUAUGUUGAAAUUGUAGACGUUUUGUUGAAAGAAGGUGCUUGUUCCAGAAGUUCUAGUUAUGGAUCGAUAUUAAAUAUCGGUGCAAAAUUUGGUCGAAGGCGGGUCGUUGAAUACCUUUUGAGACGCGGGAUGUCAUUAGAAAGUUGUGACUUGAAAGGAAACACCCCACUUCAAAAUGCUAUCAUAAAGGGUCAUCUCUCAGUGGUCCAACUCCUAAUAAGGAGUGGAGCAGAUACAUCCACACCACACUCUUCAUCAGAGAGUAUUAUAUAUUCUGCGGCUUCGCGUGGCCAUGCCGAUAUCGUGAAAUACUUUGGAAGCAGUGAUGCACGGAAGUUAUUGGAUUUGCCCAAUGCCAGUGGGUGGUCGCCUAUUGCCAAGGCAGUUUCAGGUGGUCAUUUUCGGACAGUUAGACAACUUCAUCAGCUUGGAGCUGACAUGAACUGCAGUGUAAAUGGAAAAGGACUCCUUCAUCUAGCAGCUGAGUCCGGUUGCCUAGAUAUCUAUCAAUAUCUUAUCAUCGCUGGGCUUGACUGCAAACGACUCAACAUCCAUGGAUUGAAGGCUUAUGAAUGCUUCCCCUUUCAAUCAAAACUUAAUUAUCAAGCAAGCAACCGAUUAGGACAUUCCUCCGAACAAAGUCUCUCUUACGUCAUGUCUCGAUUAAAUGAGCAAUAUGUUACACCCGCGUAUAGAUACAAACUUUCAGAACUAUCGGGUGUACUGGGACUAGGCAGCGUGAAUAUUAUCGAGGGUGGUGUUUCGGAAACUAUCAUGAGGUUUGUAAGGGAGAAGGAGGUUUUUAAGUGUUUAGAGCUAUGUGGAAGUUCGGCUGAGGGCACGAAGGUUCAGCUGCCUGAUGAAAUGGACUUCCUUAGAUUGGUAACUGCAAAUCAUCUCUCUCGAAACGAAAUAGUUGAUACCUUACAUGGAUAUAAGUAUAUACAAACUAGAACAUUUAAGAACAGGUUUUUAUCAAGUAGAGCACUCCAUGAGAGUGAAAGCGAAAACCUAGAAUCUAGCGCAAAAGCCCAAGAGUCUAAAAAAAGCGGAGAAAUACUUUUGCAGGCAGUUGCUGGAGGAGGCGGUGCCAGUGUUCCUGUGACUAUCAGAUGGCCCGAUGAUAAACCUUCAAAACGCAUUGUCUCAGAGCAUAUAGUAACAACCGUACCUGUAGAUGAUUGGCCCGAUAAUUGUCAAGAUGAUUGGUCCGAUUAUGCACUACAGAAAGGAGAAUCUGAAAGUGAGGUAACGGCGGACGUUUGUGUUUAUCAACGGACCGGAUACAUCUUAUCUCAAGUUGAUGCUAGGAGAGGAUUGGCCAGUGUUCCUGUGACUAUCAGAAGGCUUGAAAAUAUAUCAUCCAGUCUCCUUAUCUCUGUGGAUAUAGUACCGAUAUUGCAUGUUGAUGAUUGGCCAGACGAUGCUAUCAAGAAGACCUGGCGAAUGGACGAGGACACCCUGAGAAAGAGUGGGUAUAGGCUGGUCCUAAAACCGCCACACAAGGACAGUGAGUACGGACGGUUGCUACCGGAGGAAGACAGAGAAAGAAUGUUGCGGAUCUCCUUCUCUCAUCUAGAACCUGCCACAAUCACACCUUUGGAUCCAAGAAUCAAAGACGCAUACAUCACAGCAAAGUGUCUGAGGUCACCUAUGGCAUGUGGCGUUGUGAUUAGAGACACGAACGGCGUUAUACAUUUCGUCAGUCAUUUCCUUACAAGCUACCUCCUGAAGACAGUCUUCCUCCAUAACAUAGACGACUUCAUUGAGACAAACAGGAGCCUGCCAGAGAUGGUCUACAUCAUCUACAGCCAACUUGAGGAUUACCUCGGCAAGGGCAACCUACCGUUCUACUGGCAGCCCAGCGUCAAUCUGCUGGAAGGCUUGAAACUCAACAUAGCCAAGUCUUAUCAAGUCGCCAAGCUGAUGAAGGCAAUCGUUGGUAGGAUGUCCCGCCUGGAGCGUGGUGAUGAGAACCAUGGUGACGACGCGAGGGAAGAUGGGCCAAGCAUUGAAGCCGCUGAUGACGAGCCUGACAUAGGUUGUUACAUCGUCAGAUUAGAAUAGCGAGCAAGUAAUCUUCACCCCGUUGAACACUUGGUAUGAGAGACGGAUGCUCUGGUGAAACCAACAAUCUAUGGUUAUUCCCUGGCCUCACCCGGCCCGGCCAGUUCAAACCACGAGAGUGCAUGUGUACGAGUUGGGCCGACGCGACAGGCGCAGCGGUCGGAAGCGAGUCUCUGGCAGGGUAUCUCGGACUUUGGUUCGACAUCGAAAGCCUCAAGUGCGUCAGGACCUUCAAACCCAAGUGGUAGAGAAUUUGUUCUUGAAAUGACACCGGGCUCAAAAUAGCUGAGAUGUUGACUUUGAGACAGAGAAUGGUGAGAGAUCGUGUGGUGUACAAAGGAAAACAAGCACGACCGUAACAUUUUAGAAAACUUCUGAAAUUAUUCAGACCCCCUCCACCUAUUACACCUCCCGUUAUUCAGAGAUGAAAUUGCUAAACUGUAAACUUUCCGAGGUUGGGGACACAUCACGUGGAUGAUAUACCAAAUGUUCACCACUUCUGAAAAAAAGUAUCAGAACCUUCAGAUUUUGGUAAAAAAUGCAACCCUGCCUUAUUUUAGAUGAUUUCUGAAGUUUUACAAUCUAUUUUCUACUUUUAUGAAAUUGAAAUUGAAAUUGAUACAAAGGCGACACAUUGGCAUUGUUCAUCCUGAUUGAGUUGAAUGAUGGAUGGCAUCCAACGACAAUGCGUAUGAUAUCUACAGGGGGCUUGGCUUACAUAUUCAGACACUCUCAGAUCCGUAUUAUGACAUAGGAAGUUGGAUGUUUCACUCAAUUCCUUGCAUAGUACUUAUGAGUUACUUACACCCUUUGAUAUGCUGACUGCAUGGGUGAACAAAGGUAUGGACUGGUAUAUUUUGUAUUGACAUGUUAACUAUAUAACUAUAUAACAUGUAUCGAUAUUGUAAUUGUAUGAGGUGGGGUAGCUACCUUAUAACCUUGAUUCCCUUAUGUAUUGACUUGUAUAAAUUGUAUUGUCAUGUAUUGACAUGUAUUGACAUGUAUAAACUUGUAUCGACUUAUAUUGUAAUUAUGUUCUGUGUAACUUUAUAUAAUUAUAUGUGUCAAAAUAUUAUAAUGGUAGAAGGCAGAAGGCCUAGGUAUUGCAAGCUGUUUGAAGCCAGUCUAUUACUAUCAUAACAUUGUAUUACAAGAGAGUCACAUUUAUUAUUUCCUAUAUUUCGUGAGUAACAUUUGAGAGUGUGAAGCCUGGUAGGCCCUGUCACAAGUUCUAAAUGACGAAGUGAUUACGGUUUGUGUACGCUUGUAAUGACGCUCAUUACAGAAUGACUGCAAACUUGUGGAUGGAUAUAAAUUGAAUACUCGUUAAGGUGAUGCUAUAUAGUGCCUCCAUGUUGCCAGUCAACAAGAAUUCAUCCAAAAUAUCCACAAACUGGUGAAAGUGUUAUUCGGAGGACAUAAUAGUCUGCGUUGCCACCGAACAACAUGUUAUAUGACAAAGACAAGCAGAUGCUUUUACUUCAAUUUUGUGCAGAAAGGCUUUGUGUACAUGUACAGUACAUAUAGCGUUUUAGAUAAAAUCACCCGACAGUCUCUUUCAUAUCUGCCAUUAUCUUGUCCGAUUUUUUGGUGUUUGAAAGAGUUCCGGUGUUCCUAAUACACUAACAUAAUAUAGAGUGACUAUAUAGUUUCACCUUAAUGGUUGAUGUACCUUAAUGUACCGUUAAGAUAUUCGCUGCAGUGGCGAUUUUUACAUGACCAUAAUGAGACCUUAGAAGGCUAUUCUAACGUGAAUUAUUUUGGCCGAUACGCGAAUUUGUUAUGAAAGAUAAUAAUUCUAUGAAGGUUGAAAAGAUUUUAUGGCGGUAAGGCUGGGUAAUGACUGGUAAUGUAGUGAGUGGGUUAACUUGACAAAACAACUGCGCCUUGAUCACUCAUUGCAACCAUUCCAGCGAAGUGUCCUUGCGAACCAUAUGCAAGUUAUUGUAAACAGUUUCAGUGAGAUUUUGAUUUUUGAAGGCCCAGGUGUCCUUGGUCGAAGUUGCUCAAAGCAAAUCUGCUUUUAUUCAGAGUUUCCUAAUGAGAAUUUCAUCAUGGCAUGUGUAAAAAAAGAAGAAGUCGCUGUGAAUGGUUGAUCUUGGGUUGUAAACAAUGGCUUGUGUGCCAAACUGGUGGGGUUUGGGUGAAAAGAGUUGUUAGGUUACCAAUCUGGUAUUUUAAAAACUUGAAAGUGGCAAGAGUGGUUUUAUAAAAGUGGUUUGGUGUUAUUAGAUUUACCUUAGUAAAAUUUCAGUUCGAGAUAAGAAUAUUCAUAGGUUGCAGUAUCUGGACCUAUCAACGAGAAGCUUGUCCGAGUAUCUAUAAAAAUCCGCGGACAACGACCACUUUAAUUUCCACCAGUUUGUCGCCAGACUGUCCGGAUUAUCAUAUCAACAUCUAAGAUUCAAAACUGCCCGCAGUAAUUGGUGCGACGUGGGCAAACUUUGGCAAAUGAACUGAUGAAAGUAUUUAACAAAUCAUUGGUGGUUUUGCCUCGUUGGACGAACGAGUCCUUCAGUUCUCACCCCCUAUUCUAGUAGGCACUGUCUACCCGUCUCAACACUUGCGACAGGCGACACUUCAAAAAGAAAGUCCUGGCUUUACUGCGUGUUUCUGGACCGAAGUCCGUUGCGAUUAUAUUUUAUAGUUCGGCUAAUUAAAGCCAUUAUAUGUGUACAUGUAAUCAUGUGCAAUUUCGCAAAUCAUUUUGAUUACAGUUUGGUAAUGCACAGAUAGGGGGAGAUAUUGCUUGUAAAUGGGAUGCUUCAUAAAAUUCGUGUCCGUCUUCAAGCAAUAAGACUCGAAAUAUGGUUAGACGAUUUAUGUCAUUCGGUACAGAUUCAUCCUAACCGGUGUAGAAGUAGAAAAUGUCCGAGGGAAAAACCGUCCACCCUAUUGUAUUUUGUCAGAUUAUGGUAUUAUGGUUCUUUCGGUGACAUUACCGUCAAUAGGUCAGAGAUAUAUAUAUAUAUUUUACAGAGCAUAAUAGAAUCCUUUGCUCCCCGGAAAUUCUAUCCUGGGGCAUUUCAAACUUCUACACCGGACUCAUUGAAAACACUCACGUUUCCAUAUGAGGGCGGUUCGUGGGGUGGGGG